Messenger RNA from Coniosporium apollinis CBS 100218, 1464 nucleotides. RefSeq lists its product as uncharacterized. The transcript has a single exon. The record is from RefSeq and is a predicted model, not a curated record. Lineage: Eukaryota; Fungi; Ascomycota; Dothideomycetes. Bases 1 to 1464 code for a protein of 487 amino acids.
AUGGCUUCAGACGCACCCCCCUCACCAACCUCACCGACCUCACAAAGACGCCCCCGCGCCACCACCAAUGCAUCGGUAGUCUCAAAUGCAAGCACCCUCCUCCGGUCUGCGUCGAUUAAGCUCAUGAACGCCGACCCGCCGCUCGGCAUGUGGGCAGCCACCGGUAUCAAUGCCGCCCGGGCACCGUCUCUGUCAGACAUACGACGGAAUUCAUUCGGACACGACGGAUGGCAGGAUCCAGCGGCGCAAGAGCGACGAGGCAGCGGUGGUGAGAGAAGCAGACCCCGGAUCGGGAGUCGAGGGAGUUCAGGGUGGUCGGGUCGGCAGAGGAAGAUGAGCGGAGGCGCUGGUACGGGUGCAGAGCCGUUCCCGCAUCUAGCAGAGGAAGACGCAAGCAUAGGGCCGCGCGCCGACGAGACACAGACGCACCCAGCGACAGAAUCCAAAGCCGCCGAGAAGACCAUAGUGCCAACCACCACGGCCAAUACAGACACCACAGACGCGACUUCAUCCGUUGGAGGCUCUGCCCGUGCAACCACCCCUCCCACCGCCACCUCUCCCUACGCAAACGGCUACAUACCACCCCCCAAACUCCCCUGGACAACUAGCACCCUAAUCGGCCUGAAAGCCUUUUGGCGCUGGUUCCUCACCAUCCCGGGCUUCUCCAUCACGCUCUACGGCCUAAACAUCGUGGCCUGGGGCGGCAUGCUCUUCCUCCUCCUCUGCAACGCCGCGCCCGCGAUGUGCCAUCCCUCAUGCAACCACAUCAACUCCCCGCGCAGGAUCUGGGUCGAGAUCACGUCCCAGAUCCUCAAUGCGCUGUUCUGCGUUACGGGCUUCGGGCUCGCGCCGUGGCGGUUUCGGGACCUGCGGUUCCUUAUCCAGGCAAGGACGGGAUGGUACGGCCCUGGCGCUACCAAGGAAGAGAAGAAGGUGAACGGGUGGAGGAGGCUUGCCGGCAUCAACAGAAGCUGGUUCCGGCUGCCGGGCAGCGACAAGCUGAGCUUGCCGACCGCGGACGAGGUUCCCGACGAGAUGAACCCAGCACUGCCGCUGCCGCCGAGCAAGCGCCCCGACGAGCCGCUGACGGGUGUGCGGUCGCCGCCCACCAAGAAGUGGAAGAUGGAUUUCGUCAUCUGGAUGAAUGUGUGGAAUACCUUCUUCCAGAUCGCGUUGUGCGUAUGCAUGUGGGCUUACAAUCGGAUUGAACGCCCGGCUUGGUCCACGGGCUUGUUUGUGGCGCUCGCGUGUGGAGUGGCGGGCGCGGCGGGGAUCAUGAUGUUUGUGGAGGGGAAGAAGGUUAAGAAGGUUGAGGGCGUGCCGCCAAAGGUGGAGCAGAAGGUUAGGGAUGUCGAGGAGGGGGUCGAGAUGAGGGAUGGAGUUGAUAAGAAGGGUGCGGCGAAGGUGAAGAGGGAGGAAGAGGGAGAGAGCUUCAGGAAGCAACUUUCGAAGUAUUGGGGGUAG